Messenger RNA from Recurvomyces mirabilis, 843 nucleotides. RefSeq lists its product as uncharacterized. The record is from RefSeq and is a predicted model, not a curated record. NCBI's taxonomy places the organism in Eukaryota, Fungi, Ascomycota, Dothideomycetes, Mycosphaerellales, Teratosphaeriaceae. The transcript has 4 exons. Gene Ontology annotation, cellular component: lipid droplet; ascospore wall; prospore membrane. The coding region runs from base 1 to 843 and encodes 280 amino acids.
AUGUCAACUGCAACACGAGUCAAGGAGACAGCGCAGCAUGAGGUCGAGCGCGUGGCGAAGAUCGCCGAGGAAGGAGCCAAGUCUGGCGCAUACGUCUACCCAUUGAGAGGCAUCCUGUUCCUUGCCACCCACAAGGAUCUCUACAAGCCUCUGUUUGCCCGCUUGGCGCCGACCCUGACACUUGGUGUGGGCAUCACGACCAUCAUGUUCCUCUUCACCUAUCUCCCUCAAGUCGCAGUCUUGGUCUUCACUUCCGGCCCACUGGCAGCAUUGACAACCGUACUCCUUGUCCUGAGCGAAAGCAGCACCCUGACCAUGGUUCUCUCCAAAGCACUCCUUAUCGAGGAUGGCUUGAUCGACACUUUUGACGGGACUUUGCUCUCGAAAGGCCACGCGGAUCUCGUCGCCAAAGACCGUCAAGUCAAGUCCGGUGGCGCUGGUGAUGCUAUUGCCAGACUGGGAAAACUGGUCAGCAAACCUUUCCAGAAGUUCACACCAAGUGCAAUUGUGAAGUACUUUAUGUACUUGCCUCUCAACUUCAUCCCAGUCGUCGGCACGGUUGCGUUCGUUGUGCUACAGGGCCGUCGUUCUGGUCCUUCAGCGCAUGCUCGCUAUUUCCAGCUAAAAGGCAUGAAUGCUGCACAGAAGGAGAAGUUUAUUGAGGAUCACCAGGGUGGCUAUACCAGCUUCGGCGUGGUGGCGACACUUCUCGAGAUGAUCCCGGUCCUUGGCAUUUUCAUGGCCUUCACAAACACAUGUGGCGCCGCACUCUGGGCAGCCGAGCUUGAACAGAAGGCCGGUACUGCACCGCAGCUCCAGGAGCAAGCAAAGAAGGCAGCAUAG